CCGCUUUGUCUGUCUUCUUGGCAGUGGUACUCCUGCUCCGGCGCUAUAGCUCCGACAAGCCGGGGGGAGAGGAGACCGAAACGCAGGACCUCAACGAUGGAGCAUUUUUAAGAAGAGAACGGCGAGCUCCCCCGUCGGAGAAAAUUGAAUAGAGUCAUCUACAUGACCAAAGAAACGAGACCAGCAACGAGGAAACGCAAACGUAACAAUCAUGCAAUUUAAAUACAGACGAAUUUGAGCAACCGCUUCUUCUUCAAGGUUACACCUCUUGAAGACGCCCCAGCAUCCCUCCCCCUCCCCAUCUCCUUGUCGCAGAUCAGCUGGCGUACGUUGGUUGAUCCGUCACCGGUACCGACCAUGUCCGUGGAAGAGCAGGGGUACUCCGAUGCUAUGCUGUUGUUAGAGGCCGGGCCGGAGUGGAUGCGGGCCGAGAUCGAGCGUCUUUCCCGGGAGCUGAGUGAGACCACGAACGAGAAGAUCCAGGCGGCGGAGUAUGGACUGGCGGUGCUGGAGGAGAAGCAGCAGCUCAAACAGCAGUACGAUGACCUGGAGAUCGAGUACGAGACCGUCAGGCAGGAGCUCGACCAGCUGAAAGAGGCCUUCGGCCAAGCCUACUCCAACCACAGGAAGGUGGCAGCAGAUGGAGAGAGCCGUGAGGAGUCUCUUAUCCAGGAGUCGGCCUGUAAGGAGGCCUACUACGAGCAGAGGGUCCUGGAGCUGCAGACCGAACUCCGCCAGACACGCAACAUUCUCACCAAUACCCAGUCUGAGAACGAACGCCUGAAUACCAUCAACCAAGAGAUGAGAGAGAACAGCCAGAUGGUGGAGCUUCAGAGGAAUCAGCUGCGUGACGACAUCAAGGAGUACAAGUUCCUGGAGGCUCGUCUGCUGCAGGACUACACCGAGCUGGAGGAGGAGAACAUCUCGCUGCAGAAGCAGGUCUCCGUGCUCAAACAGAGCCAGGUGGAGUUUGAGGGUUUGAAGCAUGAGAUCCGUCGUCUUGAGGAGGACACUCAGUUCCUCAACAGCCAGCUGGAGGAUGCCAUCCGACUGAAAGAGAUCGCCGAGCGUCAGCUCGGAGAGGCCCUGGAGACCAUCAAGACCGAGCGUGAGCUGAAAGCUUCCCUGAGGAAAGAGCUCUCCCACUACAUGAGCAUUGGAGACACUCUGUAUCACAGCCCUCUUAGCAUUUCUCUGGAUGGUCUCAAGUUCAGCGACGAUGCGGGCACUGAGCCUAACAACGACGAGGCUCUCCACGGUUACGAGAACGGCUUCACCAAGCUCGCCAAUGCCAUCACCUACGACAACUGCAUCUCCACGGCCAAGAAGGAAGAGCUGUUCCAUCCUGCGCCCAGCCUCGUGGACGACCUCCUGAGCGAGCUUAACAUCUCGGAGAUCCAGAAGCUCAAACAGCAGCUGAUGCAGAUGGAGCGUGAGAAGGUCAACCUGCUGUCCACCCUGCAGGACUCCCAGAAACAGCUGGAGCAGGCUAACGGUGCUCUGUCUGACCAUCAGGAGAAGGUCAACCGCCUCACCGAGAAUCUCAACGCCAUCCGAAAGCUCCAGGCCAGCAAGGAGCGCCAGUCCGCCUUAGACAACGAGAAAGAACGUGACAGCCAUGAAGACGGCGACUACUAUGAGGUGGACAUCAAUGGACCUGAGAUUCUGGAGUGCAAGUACAAGGUUGCUGUGUCUGAAGCCGGAGAGCUGAAGGAGGAACUGAAGACUCUGAAGACAGAAUACCAGGCCUGUCAGUCACGUUACGAAGACGAGCGCACCCGUCUGGAGAGAGAUGUCACGACGCUGGGAGAGAAGCUAGCAACUCUGGAGAAGACAUGUCUGACGGAGAAAGAACAGAAGACCAAGUUAGAGAAGGAGCUGCGCAAGUUGAGCGACGUGGCAGGCGAGUCCCAGGGUAGUCUGAGUGUUGCACAGGACGAGCUGGUCACCUUCAGUGAAGAACUGGCCACCCUCUACAACCACGUCUGCAUGUGCAACAACGAGACGCCCAACCGCGUCAUGCUCGACUUCUACAAGGAGGGUAAGGGCGGUCGGAGCAGCCCAGAAGGACGCGGACGCCGCUCUCCCAUUCUGCUCACAAAGGGCCUCUUCCCUGAGCCUAGUAAGACCGACCUGAGCGACGGAUCACCAGUCUCCUCUCUGCCUUCUCCCGUGUCUGACCACCGCCGCGAGCCCAUGAACAUCUACAAUCUGGUGGCCAUCAUCAGAGACCAGAUCAAGCACCUGCAGCUGGCUGUGGACCGCACAACCGAGCUGUCGCGCCAGAGGGUGGCCUCUCUGGAGCUCGGCACCGUGGCCGACAAAGACAAGGAAGCCUGCAUGGAGGAGAUCCUCAAACUGAAGUCCCUGCUCAGCACCAAGAGGGAACAGAUCGCAACCCUGAGAACUGUCCUCAAGGCCAACAAGCAGACAGCUGAAGUUGCUCUGGCCAAUCUGAAGAGCAAGUAUGAAAAUGAAAAGGCAAUGGUGACCGAGACCAUGAUGAAACUGAGGAAUGAGCUCAAAGCCCUGAAAGAGGACGCUGCCACCUUUUCCUCUCUCCGAGCCAUGUUCGCCACACGUUGUGACGAGUACGUCACUCAGCUGGAUGAGAUGCAGAGGCAGCUGGCUGCAGCGGAGGAUGAGAAGAAGACCUUGAACUCCCUUCUGCGGAUGGCCAUCCAGCAGAAACUGGCCCUGACUCAGCGUCUGGAAGAUCUGGAGUUCGACCACGAGCAGACCCGCCGGGGAGGCAACUCUGGCCGGUCCAAGGCCCGCAGCAAGGCCACCGCCACCAGCACCGCCAACAACCCCCACGUAAGUCAGAGUCUCACCUGCUCUGGCUCCGGCCGACCAGAGCCCAACAACGCCAUGCCCAAUGGCAUUCUGGGAGGCCCCGUGGUGUUUUGCAGCGAGAAGUACAAGAUCUACUGCGACUGAGGCGGCCGAGAAGUGCGCAAGGGACUGCUGUGUACAGAGGGGAGGGGGCCUGUCAUGCCAAACCCUCCCUGCCUUAGUGUUAAAGAGCCCCACUUGCUCGCUUAGCUCCCUGGCCAGCCUGCGCUCCUCUAGGGACUGCUGUGUGACUAACCAGCUGCUUGUGUGUGCUAGUGUAUACGCUUAGGGGAAUGCAGAUGUAUGUACAGUGUGCACUAGACGUUUGGACUGUAGUAGACAUAUAUGGCAUGUGGAUUAUUGGGCCCCGGUUAUGUUGGGGGGGGUUUUGUGGAUAUUAUGGAGUGUCUAUUCUUUCCGUGUCAUGGUGCUGUACGUAUGAUGUAUAAGGUGGCAGCUUUUGUGCUCGUUUGUUCUGAACCCCUGAGUGUAUUGCCUGGUAACAGUAACACAUUGUGGGGUUGGGGACUUGUUAAGAGGAUGUCAAUCUGACAGUCUUGUGACUAAUUAUGACAUCCUCUGCUCUUUGGCUCGUCUGUCGGCAUUGGUGCUCCUUAAGAAUAAUAAAAAAAAGCCCUCGUCUCUACCUUUAUUGUCCUGGUUCCCCCAGGACAGACCUGUGUCCAGCAGCCCACUGUCUAAUCAGGUCACUCUUUAUGAAAAAAGGAACUUGAAGACAAAGGAACUUUUGAAGAAAAAGGAACUAAAAUAUGCAAUCUCCCCCUGCUUUCUUGCAAAGGGGGGCACAGUAUGAUUCCAUACAGAAAUUCAAUAACAAGUGGGUUGUGCUGCUUGGUUUGAUGACGGGCAGAAAAAGGAGCACCUGUGACCACAGGUGUUUAUUUCAGGAUCAUUUUUAAAGCUGUGAUGCUAGCACACCAAUACAAUAGGGUCAAUAGAAUCGCAUGGCUUCGCAGCUGAAAACGCUUAAGAGCUUUUUUAACUGUUUUUCUGUUGUCAGGUGUGUGGUACAAGAGGAACUCAUGUAUUACAGGGCUCUACAUUGUAAAAGAAAAAAGGGGGCGGGUUAUUUGGUGUCUGGUGAAAUACAGGAGGGCUAUUCCAUGUGACCCGUUAUGUUGCGAUGGAUUCUUUCAGAGCCAUAUUAUAAAGAGAGAGAAAGAAAGUUUGACAAAUCGAUCUCCACACCCAAAUUAAGUGCACUUCAGCAUAGGUGCCUCAGGUUCCUACUCCUGUUAAAAUGGAUAUUAUGAUUACUGUGAACAGAGAUACAAUAUAUAGUUUUGAUCAAAGAUGAUUUUUUAAAAAUGUGGAGCAAAUCCUAGAAGAGCACAAAUCAAAACCGACAUCCACAAGCGGACCUGCAAACAAAACCAACCGACCACUCGGCAAAAGUGCCUGUCGACCCCAAACACUAUAUAUUUAUCUAUCCGUUGAUGUAAAGCCCUGUCCUCGUGUCUCAACUUGAGCUCUCACUCUCUUUUUCCUUCUCUCUCCCCCUCACAUCAUCUGUCUCCUCUCUCCAUUUUUGAGAUCGCUCAGAGCUCUCGAGUCAUUUCUGUGUGGUUAUGUGGCUGAAAAACCCUUUUCCUCAUGUCUCUUAUCUCUGUCUCUUGUCGCUCGGUCGCCUAAAAACGACCUUCUCUCUUUUAGAUUGUCAGCAGCUUGCUCCCCAAGCAUCACCACUCACCCUUUAACUAGAAUGAGGAAUUGUGGGAAAAUUGCCCUCUGAAUAUUUUUGUCAGGUAACGUCCUCACGUACGUUGUGUUCCUGUGUUGCCUGUGUGUAUAUGAGCGUUCAAGUGAAGGAGCCCUCAUGUUUGUAAGAUGUUUUUAACCUUUACAAAUGGAGGGUCUCACUUUUAUUUUGUUUUAUUCUUUUCUCCUUUUUUUGGGUGUGUGAGGACAAAGCAACGUACUGUUUUAGUAUCCACAAUAGCUUUAACCCCUUGCAAGCUAGCAUUACGCAAAUAGUAAAAAAAAAUAUAAGUGGGGCUUGUGUUUAUAAAUCCAUGUACUGCUUGUGGAUCAUAGACACAUUAGCUUUAUGAUGCUAGAAGCAGGGUUGAUGUGAGGGAAAUCCUGCAAGAUUUAUCAAAUGAUGCGUUUUCUACUACCACUAAGCUAUAUAUUAAACUCUAUAUUCUUAAUAUGAUCAUGUUCAGGUUAUAAUCUUGCAGGAUCCUACUACAGUAUUCCUUCCUCUCGAAUAUGAAGAGAGGGAACUUGAUAAUUCUUUGUCAGCGGUCAACCCUGCUUAAGUGUGCAUCCAUAAGCCACAGCACACAGCAUGGAGACAAAGCUAUCGUACACAAAAUGACAACAACAACAAAAAAAGAAAAGAAAGAAACCUCCCGUGAGGUCAAUCACUCUUUAUUUUAAGAUUCACUUAAAUUACAAGUGUGAUAUAUUCUUUUUUUUUUUUUAUCAGUUUGCGCUGAGAAAAGGGUUGGGGAGUAGAGGAGAACUACUCAUGUUGUAAACCAGCUCCUGAGAGAGGAGUUAAGAAAGCCAGACAUGCUGGUGAAGAAAGCCAGAUGUCUGGCUGAGAGCUGACUCUGAUACUGUGGAGAAAUGAGUCCAGGGGUUUCCUGAGGGAGAAACUCCUGGUAAAUCUUUGGAGGAAAAAAAUUAAAAGAAAAAAACUGAAGACUGGUUGCUCGAACAACCACAGGACAUUGAUUCAAAUUAGCUGAGCCCUUAUCCUUCCCUCUUGUAUAGUCUCUGUGGAAUCACCGAGCAGUAGGUAGAUAGAUACCCAGGAUGUGAUUGUGACUAGAGCACCCCCUCUUCCUAGAUAAAUGAAGUCUCAUUUGGCUCCAUCUAGUUUGAAAUCAAUGUCUGGCUUAUCUGGUGUCAUAACAGCAUGCCACCUAAAAUGCUCCUCCUACCUCUGCUUGCAGGCUCCUCCCACAUCACCUUUAAGUUUUACUACACACGUCAACAUCCAGUUUCUGAUUUUAUAGUAAGCCUGCAUGUCAAAAACAUAACCCAUUUUUUUCAUUAACUUGCAUGGCAUAUGAGAAACACCCCUCUCCUUUGACCUGGGUGGUGGGAUAUGGCUUCAGCUCUGUCUUAAGAAUGACCAGUCAUGGUACUCGUGAGUCAUUGGCUUCCUAACUGCACCAGCAGGAUAUUUUGUGGUGAAUGUGCUUUCACAUCAGCUCCCCGGAGACAUAUUGACACUGUCGAUAUGGCAAAAAAUGAAAAGUCCUGACAUAUCAUCAGGGCUCCCUAACAUGGCUUCUGUUGCUUUGACUAACUUCAGCCGCCGCCUGCCUCGUCUGUGUGGAGCUGCCGACCAUGUUAACAGUCGCUCUAAAUAAAUUGACAAAUUAUGCUAACGCUGAUCAUUUGUUUGUUUCUCCAUUUUGCAGUAAUUACAGUAGUUCUGCGCGGAUGACGAAGUACCAACACAAGGUCCAUACUCACUGCUGAUUGAGCUCGCCGAAAAAGAGUUAACACGAAUAGGCUAUUUGGACUUGAAGACAAAAAAAGAAAAACAAAUGCUAAACGAAAAAAGCACUGUCAAAUCAACUGUCCUACUUCCUUCUCACGUCUUCCUUUUUAAAAAGUGAUGUCUAUUGGAAUGACACUCAUUUUCGCGUGCUGCUGCUGCUGCUGGAAGCCAAUUUCUCACAGGUCCAUUGAACUGAUUGCAAUUCUGACCGGAGUUUGUGAUUGGCUUAUCCAACCCUCCAAUGAUAAGCCAGGGGUCAUGGGGUUGUUUCUCAAUGUUAAUCAACAAGCUGUUUUGUCUGGUUUCACCUUUUUUGUUUUUAGUUUAUUGUUUUUGUUAAUCUGUGCACUUUCAUUAUAUAGGAUUAUUACAGACGAUUAUUAACCUAUAGGAAAGCGUGGUAGUAUUAAGGUUUGUGAGUAAUUCAACAUAGGUUAUAAGACUUUAGGAUUAUACGUCCUCCUGAAUCUUCUGAGCUUAAAUAACAGAAACUAUUUACUCAAGUAAAGGCUCCGCAAACCACAAACCUACUAUUACGACUUCAUCCUCAAGAUUUUAUCCAUCAAAUAAUCAUUUUUAAAUUUGUCUUGUUACAUCGUAUAUUAUGCUGUUGGUUUUCUUUUAUGUUUGUUCUACUGCCAUGUUCUAUACAAAAAAAUCCAGGGUGAUCAAAUUCUGGGGUUUUUUCAUGUAUUUAUUAUUCCUAGGAAUAGUUCAAAAUAACACAAUGAAACUUGACAACGCUCUUGACUCCGAUAGGUAAGUUGUGUUUUGGGAAAAAUUUGAGUGCUAUGAUAUGCUUUUCCUAGCUUCUUACCGAGGGCGUUCAAACUGAAACAGGAUCACUGACUUUCCGAAUUCUCUGCAAGUGCGACGAUUAAAUUCCAAAUUGGAAUUGUUUCAUUCUCUCUUCGUUUAUCGUGCCAAAUCUUGGUACACCGUUUAGGUUGAAAAGAAUCAAGACUCGGAAAUAAGACAAGCCGUCACUGAGGAAGAUGUAGUUCGGGGCCAUGGCGCUCGCUCGCUCGCUCUCUCUCUCGUGUGUGUGUGUGUGUGUGAGCGCCAGGGGUUUUGUUUUUGGUUUGUUUAGUUCUUCGUUUCUGACCAGUAGUGCCUUUCAUUGUUUCAAGGGAGAAUCUUAAACUAGUAUUUUAUGUUUUUCUUUAUUUUUUUAUAUCGGUGAGGACUUUGGGUUCAAAAUGACUGUGAGCAGCAAUAAAUGCAAAAGGGAAUUUUCCCCUGUCUGCAUGAGUGAGAUAAUAGUUUUGAAAUUAGCUCAAUAAAACUGAAAUUGUAUUGAAUUCUGCAGGUCAGUGAUCCAUUCAUUAAAUUCAGGGGUAUUAAGAAAAGGUUGUUUUUUAUCAAACUGUGGGAACCAAAAGAAAUCCCUUUGGCCUCCUGUUAUUGAACAAAAUGCUCCAAGCAUCUGUAAUGUGUUGGGGUAGAUCAGUGUACUAUUGGAAACAUCUACGUAUCUCUAGCAUUGUUUGGUGAAGGUAAUGUGAUAUCAAUAGUAUUGUUGACAAAAAAAAAAUGUGCAGAGAGCGCAUUUUAUCUUUCUUUUUGUUCAAUUUGAGUUUUUUGUUGUUGUUUUUUUUUUUUUUUUACUCGAAUCUUUUUUUUUCUUUUUUUUACAUCAUCUUUGAGCAUUAUGUUUUCAGGAAACAGAAAACAAAAUAAGCAUCAACAAGCUUGAAUAGUGCCAUUAUAGCCAUUGCUUGUUUGUUGAGGCGUUAAAGUUACCAAUAUGGAUGAAAAACAUAAUAAAAGUGCAAUUCAGAUACUGUUUUACAUUUAAAAAAAAGAAAAGGUUUUCUGUUUGCUGGAAGCGAUAGCAUUGUGAUAAUAAAAAAUUAGCUGUGCAAACUUUAUAUUGUCAUAUUGUGUUUCAGUAUUGAUCCAUAAUGAGAGUUUGAUAUCUUUAUAUGAAAUAACGACUUCACCUGUAUGUUGGUAUUUAUUUGAAUUGUCAUGCAGUACUGUAUUCUUAUCAAUAAUGUGCAUUAUGAUUAGUGGCAUAUUGAUUACAGCUAAAUGUCAUAUGCAUGUUUCUCAGUCAUGGGACCUUUACACAGAAUUGAAAACAAACAUGUAAACUUUUGUCAGGGUGUUUAAAAAAACAAACAAAAAAAAAUAUGGAGAAAAAAUAAUAAUAAAAAAGACAAGAGUUGUGUCUGAUGUAUUACUGCUGAACUAAUCCUAAAAGUGUUUUGUUUGUUUUCCGGUAGAGAAGGUGUAUGUCUGUGUAAAGGUAGUCAUACUGGCUAAAAUCAAUAAAUGUGACUUAAGUUCCAA
Larimichthys crocea (large yellow croaker) is the source of this 8611-nucleotide messenger RNA. Its product is annotated as protein bicaudal D homolog 2. The transcript is spliced from 10 exons. Gene Ontology annotation, cellular component: Golgi apparatus; cytosol. Gene Ontology annotation, molecular function: cytoskeletal adaptor activity; dynactin binding; dynein complex binding. Gene Ontology annotation, biological process: microtubule anchoring at microtubule organizing center; regulation of microtubule cytoskeleton organization; protein localization to organelle. The record is from RefSeq and is a predicted model, not a curated record. Lineage: Eukaryota; Metazoa; Chordata; Actinopteri; Sciaenidae. The coding region runs from base 358 to 2940 and encodes 860 amino acids.